Molecule: messenger RNA, 573 nt
Organism: Anisakis simplex (herring worm)
Lineage: Eukaryota; Metazoa; Nematoda; Chromadorea; Rhabditida; Anisakidae
Source: the annotation of a GenBank genome assembly
AUGUCAGCCGGAUUGUGCCCAUUACUCACACUAUCACCACAAGCAGCAGCAGCAGCCGCAUCCACACGGUAUCUUCGCUCGGCAAUCACGCAAACAUCAACACCAAAACGCCAUUGUCGUACACCUCCACCGACGUUCUUUCCUUACCCUCGACCUUUUUUCAACGCACAACUUGCUUUAUCGCCCAGUGCGUUGAUCAGCCAAACAACAUCUUCAGCACUGAAUUCUUGUCGAUUUGACUGUAAUCAUCUGAUCAGUGAGCUACCACGAAUUCAGAAUCUCAUCUGCGAGAAGCAGCAACAGAACGCACAACAAGCGAUCACCGAUACCACUUCACCAUCGCCAGGUGACCAAAACGAUUCACCACCAAUUGCAGAAAUUGCACAGCAAAAUCAUUGUUUGCAUACCGAAAAUAUUUUCGGAGAUGAUGUUGUCAAUGAAGUGCGCAUUGAAGACGGUGCUCCUGGUGCCGAUAAGAACGGACCCAGCGACAUCGGUGAUCCGGAUAGCAGUGGUAAGGACAAAGCUGAUGACAGUUCCAACAAUGAGGAUAAUGACACUGAUAAGGAUAAC